Molecule: messenger RNA, 4842 nt
Organism: Drosophila montana
Lineage: Eukaryota; Metazoa; Arthropoda; Insecta; Diptera; Drosophilidae
Product: mucin-6
Exons: 14
Coding region: 177-4706 (1509 amino acids)
Cellular component (GO): cytoskeleton
Source: RefSeq, a predicted model, not a curated record
UAUUGGGUUACUAGACAUUUUAGCCCAUAGCCCCACAACUUUCAAUUGAUUUCCAAACAAAACAAUACAAAAGUCAAAUUUGUGUUUUAUUUUCAUUGUCGUAAAUUCCUCAAUCCGUGAUUCCAUAAUUAACGUCCGUAGAGACAUAUAUUCUGUGCGCCAAGAACUGCAGCAAAAUGAUUAAAAAUGUUGCCUUUCAGGGAAAAUUCAAGUACAAGAAGAAGAAGAUAACGGGCCCCUGCGCACCGGUACGCAUAAUACGCACACUCAACAUGGCCGGCAGCAUCGAGCAGCGCCCCUGGACGCCCACAGUGCGCACGGGCCGCAUUGCGGCAGAGACGACCAAUCCGGGUCCGGCUAUUGUCAAGCUGCCCACGUUGAUUGGCAGCAAAGUGCCGGACUCGAAGAAGAAGGGCGCACCCUCGUAUUCGUUUGGCCACAAACUGAUCAGCAGGGAUGAGACGACGGGUCCCGGACCGGCACAGUACAAUGUGGCCGGGAUGCGACCGAAGGGCAAGGAUCAUGCACGCGCAGCCACACUGCAAAGUCGUCCCAAGGAGUUGUCCUUCUUCGUGAAUCCCGGACCCGGUGAAUACGACGUGAUGCCCGCGUCCAAGGCUGUCAUCGAUGCCACGCCCAAAUAUACGUUCGGCAAGAAGCCAGCGAGCGCCAAGUACCAGCUGAUACCGGGUCCCAACCAUUAUCAGGUGGUGCCGCUUGAUGUCAUUAAGCCGCGUGCGCCUCGUUAUUCCUUUCGCAUUAAGGUUAACGUUUAUCUAGUUAACAAUCCAGCGCCAAAUAGCUAUUCUCCUGAAAAGUACACGCAAUCAAGAAAGAAUUCGCCACGUUUCACAUUUGGUAGACGAACUAAAAUCCAACACGAUCAGCAUACACCAGCUCCGGGCGCCUAUUCUCCCGAGAAGGUCAACCCCAGCAAGACACCGGAAUUUAGUUUUGGCAUCAAACAUCAUGAGUUGCGGCCUGACUAUACGCCAGCACCUGGCACUUACAAGCCCGAGCAAGUAGUUCUGGAGCACACGCCCGCUUAUAGUUUUGGCCUAAAGACGAAGCACGCACAGCACAAUGACUCGCCAGCACCUGGCACAUACAGUCCCGAAAAGUCCAAAUUGCACACGACACCCGCUUUUAGCAUUGCCGGCAAGUCCAAUCACGAUGUGGUUGAUGCCACGCCAGCGCCCGGCGCAUACGAGCCAGAGAAAUUCAUUUUAAACAAAACGCCUGCCUUCAGUUUUGGCCAUCGUGUGCAGGCAACCAAGUCGCAAGAUACACCUGCGCCCGGCACCUAUCAGCCGGAGAAGAUGCGCUUGGACAAUGGGCCCGCCUACACGCUAUCCGGCCGACAUGAACUGAAGUCCGUAAGCCUGACGCCGGCGCCCGGCUCGUAUGCCCCGGAGAAAUAUCGUAGCGAUCACACGCCAGCGUUUAGCUUCGCUGGUAAGCAUGAGCAUCGCAUUGAUACCUCCACCCCGGCACCAGGCGACUACAGUCCCGAAAAAGUACGGCACGAUCACAAUCCUGCUUACUCAUUUGCCGGACGCCACGACACACUGAAGACGAGCGACACUCCCGCACCAGGCGCCUAUGAGACCGAAAAGGUGCGACUAGACCACAAUCCCGCCUUCUCCUUUGCCGGCCGCCAUGAUCUUCAGAAGCCAAGCGAUACCCCAGCUCCCGGAGCGUACUCUCCUGAGAAAGUUCGCCAAGAUCACAAUCCUGCAUUCACCAUGGCCGGAAAGCACGAAGUGAAGAUCACAAAUGGCACACCAGCUCCUGGGGAUUACUCCCCUGAGAAGACCCGACUCGAUCAUACUCCCGCCUAUACCUUUGGUUGCAAGAAUGACCCCAAGGUGGAAAACAAUACCCCUGCUCCCGGUGAUUACCACCCAGAGAAAGUCAGACAAGAUCACAAUCCCGCUUUCUCUUUUGCUGGUCGUCAUGAUCUCCAGAAGCCAAGCGAUACCCCAGCUCCUGGAGCUUACUCCCCCGAAAAAGUCCGUCAGGAUCAUAAUCCCUCAUUCUCUAUGGCUGGAAAGCACAACCAGAAGGUCUCCAAUGACACACCAGCCCCUGGAGAUUACUCUCCUGAAAAGAGCCGGUUGGAUCACACACCUGCCUAUACUUUUGGUAGCAAGAAUGAUCCUAAGAUAGAGAGCCAUACGCCUGCUCCCGGUGACUAUCACCCUGAGAAGGUCAGACAAGACCAUAAUCCCGCUUUCUCCUUUGCUGGUCGUCACGAUCUCCAAAAGCCAUCCGAUACCCCAGCGCCUGGAGCUUACUCCCCUGAGAAUGUUCGCCAAGAUCACAAUCCCGCAUUCUCCAUGGCCGGAAAGCACGAAGUGAAGAUCACAAAUGGCACACCAGCCCCUGGAGACUAUUGUCCCGAAAAGGUUCGCUUGGACCAUACACCUUCUUAUACAUUUGGGGGAAAGCAUAACCCUAAAAUAGAGAGCAAUACGCCAGCGCCAGGUGACUACCACCCAGAGAAAGUCAGACAAGACCACAAUCCCGCCUUUUCUUUCGCUGGCCGCCAUGAUCUUCAGAAGCCAAGCGAUACCCCAGCUCCUGGAGCUUACUCCCCUGAGAAAGUGCGACAGGAUCAUAAUCCCGCAUUCUCGAUGGCUGGAAAGCACGAUCCAAAGAUUUUAAAUGGUACGCCAGCUCCUGGUGAUUACUCUCCCGAGAAGACCCGAUUGGAUCACACACCUUCCUUUUCCUUUGCUGGUCGUCACGAUCUUCAGAAGCCAAGCGAUACCCCAGCUCCUGGAGCUUACUCUCCUGAGAAAGUUCGCCAAGAUCACAAUCCUGCAUUCACCAUGGCUGGAAAGCACGAGGUGAAGAUCACAAAUGGCACGCCAGCUCCUGGGGAUUACUCUCCUGAGAAGACCCGACUCGAUCAUACUCCCGCCUAUACCUUUGGUUGCAAGAAUGAUCCCAAGGUGGAAAACCAUACGCCUGCUCCCGGUGACUAUCACCCUGAGAAGUUCAGACUAGACCAUAAUCCCGCCUUUUCAUUUGCUGGUCGUCACGAACUUCAUAAGCCAUCCGAUACCCCAGCUCCUGGAGAUUACUCCCCUGAAAAAGUCCGACAGGAUCAUAAUCCCGCAUUCUCUAUGGCUGGAAAGCACGAUCCAAAGAUAUCAAACGGUACCCCAGCUCCUGGGGAUUAUUCUCCUGAGAAGACCCGAUUGGAUCACACACCCUCCUUUUCCUUUGCUGGUCGUCACGAUCUUCAGAAGCCAAGCGACACCCCUGCUCCUGGAGCGUAUUCCCCUGAAAAAGUGCGACAGGAUCAUAAUCCGUCAUUUACAAUGGCUGGUAAGCAUGAGGUUAAGAUCACAAAUGGCACACCGGCUCCUGGUGAUUACUCCCCUGAGAAGUCCCGAUUGGAUCACAUACCUGCUUAUACCUUUGGGGGAAGGAAUGAUCCUAAAGUGGAGAAUAAUUCGCCCGCUCCUGGUGAUUAUCAUCCGGAGAAUGUCAGACUAGAUCACAUUCCCGCCUUUUCCUUUGCUGGGCGUCACGAUCUUCAUAAGCCAAGCGAUACUCCAGCUCCUGGAGCGUAUUCCCCUGAGAAAGUUCGCCAAGAUCACAAUCCCGCAUUCUCUAUGGCUGGCAAGCAUGAGCUGAAGAUCACAAAUGGCACGCCGGCACCUGGAGACUAUUCGCCGGAGAAGACACGACUGGAUCAUGCACCCGCUUACACAUUUGGUGGCAAAUACGACCCCAAGGUGGAGAAUCAUCAUCCAGCGCCGUGCGACUAUGCGCCCGAGAAAUUCCGGCUUGACCAUACACCCGCCUACACAAUUACAGGUCGCUCGACCAUUGAGCAUAUCAGCCACACCCCGGCGCCCUGCGACUACAGGCCGGAGAACUGUCAGCCGGAUGCGUCGCCGGCCUUCACCUUUGGCAUGAGGCUGAAUCGGGAGCAUGUCAGUGAUACACCAGCACCCACUGCAUACGAACCGGAAAAGCACACGCAAUACUCUCCGGCCUACACAUUCGGCACUAGAACUGAGAUCAAGGUCUCCAGCGAUGCACCCGCUCCCGGACACUAUCAUCCAGAGCAAUGCAAUCUGGAUAGCUCGCCGGCAUAUAGUUUCGGCCUCAAGACCUUACCAAUGCCGCCCAUACCAGAGCCAAGAGGCGCUUACAUUGAAGAUCGCAUAGUGCAAAGACGUGAAAGACGUUUGGCUAGUCCCGUACGCAACGCUGUCGACGGCACCAGCUCCUCCUCGACGACAACAACAACAACAACAACCACAACUGAGAAGCGUCUUGUAAAUGGCGUUCCAUUGCCCGAGCUGGGCAGUCAGCAGGAGCAGGCGACGAGAAGCAGCACCAGGCGCAGCACUAACACUCACACUGAGCUUGCACCCACAACAGCAACCACAAAAACAACAACAACAAAAGUAGUGAGCACCACUUUGGGCAACGAUCAGUCCAAGUUGAGCCACAGCACAGUGCACCACACGGCCCAGGUACAGGCACAGUCCAAGGCCGACAAUCUGCAGGUAAUUGCCGCCGGUCGGGCCGAGGCGAGCACCACCAAGGCGGCGCAGGCGAGCACGCGCCAGGUGGUGCAACCGGAUGGCGCGAUUGUGACCAGCGGCCAGGCGAUCAGGUCGAGUACCGUCAAGUACGCUGUGGAGGCGAGCAGCGUGCAGGAGAAGAUAAUCAGCUCCUAAUGUCUACAAGAUACCCACUGUCUUGGGCAGCAGCAAGGAGGGUCCCAUACGUUCAGCGCCCGCUUUUACCAUGACCGGACGCAUGCACCAGUCGCUGAUACCCGCACUGGUGCUGCCCGGUCCAGGGUAUUACGAU